Selaginella moellendorffii is the source of this 426-nucleotide messenger RNA. RefSeq names its product pentatricopeptide repeat-containing protein At3g22470, mitochondrial-like. The record is from RefSeq and is a predicted model, not a curated record. Gene Ontology annotation, molecular function: protein binding. Bases 1 to 426 code for a protein of 141 amino acids. NCBI's taxonomy places the organism in Eukaryota, Viridiplantae, Streptophyta, Lycopodiopsida, Selaginellales, Selaginellaceae. The transcript has a single exon.
AUGCUGUGCAAGAUGAAGAUGGUGGACGAGGCCCGGGGGUUGUACGAGGAGAUGAAAUCCUUGCAGCAGCAGGAGCUCCUCCCAAGCGUCUCCACUUACAACAUUCUUUGCCGCGAGGGACGGCUGGGCGAUGCCAAGGACUUGUUCCAGGAGAUGAUCGAGAGCGGCCGGAUCCCCGACGUGAACUCUUACGAGAUCUUGGUGGAGGCGCUGUGCAAGGCCGGGAAGAUCUUCCAGGGGCACGAGCUGUUCAAGCAGCUCAUCGUUUCUCCUGGAAGCUUUCACAUAAAUAGAUCGAGCGAGUCCGGGUUCCAAUGCCAAUGCCAAGCUGGGUGGCCAAGCCAUCCCACAACGGCAAGAGCGUCAAAACGACCAGCACUAGCGCCACAGCAUAGACGAUUUGCCUCCAAGUGCCAACACCAGUAA